Molecule: messenger RNA, 324 nt
Organism: Paramuricea clavata
Lineage: Eukaryota; Metazoa; Cnidaria; Anthozoa; Malacalcyonacea; Plexauridae
Source: the annotation of a GenBank genome assembly
AUGACCUAUGCCAUGAAGUUGAUUGGUUGUGGGUUAGCAGCAAUGCAGAUGUUUUGUUCUACCAUGAACAUGCCACCGCCAGUUAACCCUAAAGCGUUUGACUACCAUAACAAAGCUAUAUUACGUGCUGUAAAAGAUGUUGCAGAAGAAACCAUGAAUGAUGCAGCCCAAGAAAUCCACAAAUUGAACAGUGCAGAAGUUGAUGAAGAUGGAAUUCUGAAAACAUCUGUUUCAUGCGAUGGAACGUGGCAAAGCCAGGAGGGGUUUUUCGUCACUGCAUGGUUGCGUUACUGUUAUUUCCAUGGGAACAGGCAAAGUUCUUGA